AUUGUGAACAUAGACGACAAACGAAGAUUGUGAAGCUGAUGUGAAUUAAAGAAAGACUGAAAGAGUAAAAUAAUCUUAGAAAAUAAUAGUGAUUUUUGUGAAGGAGUAUGGAAUUUGAGUAAUCAGUUAUUCAUUAUUGUGUACCUGUAAUUCAAAGUAUAUUAUUUAAUAAAUUACACAAAAGCAAUGCUAUGCAUUUGCAUGUUUUAGAUCGUUGGUAUAUUCGGAGUAAAUAGAAUAUUUAUAAAACAAAUUAACUCAUUGUAAUGCCUGUCAAUUCAUUAAAGCGUAACAGUGGUUGGAGAGUUGAUUUAUUAUAAUUAUUUUUCGCUGUAAAUGCUAUUCGUGUGCCCGGAAUGGAGGAUUACAAGUUUCUAUUUAAAGUGGUGUUGGUAGGGAACGCGGGGGUAGGAAAAACUUGUCUGGUGAGGAGGUUCACGCAAGGUCUGUUUCCACCUGGCCAAGGAGCGACUAUUGGUGUCGACUUUAUGAUCAAAACGGUUGAAGUGGAUGGAGAGAAAGUGAAGUUACAAAUAUGGGAUACAGCUGGCCAGGAAAGGUUUAGAUCCAUCACGCAAAGCUACUACAGAUCUGCACACGCACUUAUCCUAGUGUAUGACAUAUCUUGCCAGCCCACGUUUGACUGCUUGCCCGAUUGGUUGCGUGAAAUUGAAGAGUAUGCCAAUAAUAAGGUUUUAAGAAUAUUAGUUGGUAACAAAACUGACAGAGAAGACAGAGAAAUUCCGCGACAUAUAGGCGAGGACUUUGCGCAAAGACACGGGAUGUAUUUCCUGGAGACAUCUGCCAAAGAAGCGGAGAAUGUUGAACGACUGUUCAUGGAGAUAGCUGUUGAAUUAAUGGAGCAAGCGAAAUGUAAGGAGUUGCCAAAAUACGAUGGAAGCUUAGGACCAAUCAACGGGAAGACGUCAUCGGUGGGAGACGGUUCCUGCUGUCUGCGCUAGUACGAGUAGAUAUGUGUGACCUCUGAGCAAUAUCUCGCUGCAUUUACACUAAAGGUCAUUGCCCAUUACAGCAACUCCGCACCCGACUGCCUGCCUCAGUGCGGUGAGGCGUCGCGAGCGGAUAUGCUUUAUCGGUAGUAGGUAACGUAUGUAAGUAUGUAGCAGUUCCACAGGUAACCUGGGUUGCUACAGUAUUGUUUACAUUUAAGCCUAACAUGACUGUGACCCAUGACAUAAAACUCGUGAAGAAAAAAGAACAUAGUCAACCAAUGGCGACCGAGCCGAAAAUAUUGCUCUCUCUUUUAUGAUAGCGUAAUGAAAGAGCGCGCAAUAUAUUCUUGUAUUUGGUUUUGUUCUAUUGGUCGAAAUGAAGUUUUAUUGUUUACUGUUUGUUAACUCGAAUAAAUUUAAAAACGAAAAUGCCAUAAUUCAUCAUAAACUAUGUAGUGGGUCGCAUGUUACGCCUAAUGAACAUUAUGAUCAGCCUAUUUUAACAAUCCACGACAGUUCCAGGCCUUAUAGGAGAGGGCCACUAUUCUCCAAACAGGCUGGCUCAGGCUACAUUGAAAUAUGCUCAGAGAUUCAAUUUCGCAGCGUCUCGGAAUUGUCGUCACUAGGCGAGGCGUUGCAACUUGCAAAGUACUAGGUGGCUUUAAUGAGCUAUGAUCAUUAAUCAAGUUUUGUACGGUAACCAGGUGGUAUGAGUACUAUAUUCAUGCAAUUUAUAAAAACAUAUUAUAUGUAUUUUCAAAAGUACCUAAGUGGUAUAUAUCAUUUACAUAACUCGAUAUUUGCGAAGUUUUAUCACACUAAGGGGUGAAUUUUAGAAAAUCCUUUAUGUUAUGGUGGUAAGGUCGCCUUUUGCCUGUAAUAUUAUUGUUCUUUUGUUAUUUUUCUUUUUUUGUGCAAUAAAGUUAUUAUAGAUAAAUAAAAAUAAAUCCAUUCUUAGCCAACGCAAAAUAAAUAUCUGAGUGCCAAAUUUCGGCGCAUUCCAUUCAAUGGUUUGAGCUGCGGUAAUAAAUCAGUCAGUAAUGGUUGCCUUUAAUAAAUAUAAAAAUUAUAGACGACACCAAUUGAGUUGUUUUUCAUGCGGUUUUAGCCUUAUAUUAAGCCAAGCUUGAUGCACGCUUUACCUUUCGUACGUAUGAGAGAUAAAUAAAAAAAAAGUAUUCCACGCAGACGAAGUCGCGGUCGUUUGCUAGAACCGGUCGGUGAGAAUCGAUAUCUUAAAUAUUGUAUUCUGUUAUUAUUAAAAUAAAAAUUAUCGAUAAUAAUAUUAUCGACACUUGUACAACACUACGGGCCUUCCUAACACCUAUAAGUGCGAAAGAGUACGACAUUUGCGACCUCUGCAGCGAGAUUUUGUUCACAACAUAACUUAUCUCAUUAAUAUUGGUACUUAUUCUGUUUUGCACUGAUUUUAACUAGACCAGAUAUUUACUUAAUUUUAGAUAUAUAUUUUUUGAUCUUGCCAAACAUAUCAAUCUCUUCAAUUUGUUUCUAUCAUUUUACUUCUUUAUUAUAAUAUGUAUGCAAAUUUUGGAAAAUGGUGAAAAAAAAAACUCAAGACAAACAUUUGUCAUUGCAGUGCCAUCUAUUAAGCAGAACGCGAGUUAUAUUUAUAAUUUCUACUUUGUUCUGUACUUUUAUUUAUUUCAAAUCCUGUCAAAAAUCUAUAGUCAAAGCUAUAGUAAAACAGAAUGGUACCAAAUAAUUUAGUAUUUGGUGGUUAUAAUGACAAUUUGCAAUUUACUAAAUGUAACUUAAUGUAUAGUGCUGAAUAUCAUUCCAUUGCUUAAAAUAAAAUAACACAGUCACAAUAUCACAUGUUAUAUUUGAAGUUAAUAAAUUAAGUUUAGUUUUUUUGAAUUAUUUAUUUUAUUAUUGUAACAAGAAAAAUACAAUUAAGGUUGAGACUAUUCUAAAAAUCAUAAAUACAUUUCAUAUUUAUGAAAUUUGGGACUGUUAAUAUAGGAUUUUUUUUGCUAUAUUUAUAUGGCAAAUUAUGGAUGGCUCGAAGUAACAUCUGUAAAUGAAACCAGGCUUGGAAUUGGUACUGCUACUGUAUUGGUAAAGCUACCUAAAAAGAAAUAUACUAAAGCCCAACUCUAUGUGAAAUGUUUAUCUAUACUAUCUAUACUAAUAUUAUAAAGCUGAAGAGUGUGUUUGUUUGAUUGAACGCGCUAAUCUCAGGAACUACUGGUCCGAUUUGAAAAAUUCUUUCAGUGUUAGAUAGCCCAUUUAUCGAGGAAGGAUAUAGGCUAUAUGUUAUCCCGGUAUUCCUACGGGAACGGGAAUCACGCGGGUGGAACCGCACGGCGUCAGCUAGUCAACAAUCAACUUAAAAAUGGAAGGUAGAAAACGCAUGUUAUUUCAUAAGUAAUUUAUUAAAAAUCAAGAACUGUUUUUUUUUAAAGAAUGUUAUUUGAAAUAUAUUAUUUUAACGAAUUGUUCCUAGCUUUAUUAUCAAAUUGUCAUAAUAAUUAUUCUGCUCUGUUUUAAAUUUAAUUGUUGACUAGCGCACGUCCGCGACUUCGUCCGCGUGAAACUCGAUGAAAAGUUUCAAGUACCCCUACCCUACCCUACCCUACCCUACCCUACCGCUACCCUAACCCUAAGCCUAAUUUCAAUUUUUUUCUGACAUAAAAACCUUCUGGCAAUAACAAACAAAAAAUAAAUUGAAAUCGGUAGAGCCGUUCACGCGUGAUGGCGUGACCAAUUGAUAUAUGGAUUCAAUUUUAUAUAAUAUAUAUAGAUAAACAUUUUACAGAGUUCUUAAAAUGUAAUAUUUAUCACUAUUAAUAAAUAACUAUUAUAUUUUAUUACAUAAGCUACCCGGACAAUUAAGAUUCUCUGUACACCUCUCAUUUAAUGUAAAUGUUCAAUGUAUAUAUUUAUCUGUAUUUGUAUACGUUAAUUUAUUGUAGUCUAGUAAUGGGACAUUAAUGCAUAUCGAUACUUGUGAUAUUGUGGCAGGAGUUACAAAAAAUGCGCGUGAAUUUAAAAGAAUUUUCUUCAUAAUUUUGGCAUAGCGAAAAAUCUUUGUAUUUUUCACAUAUAAAUAAAAAAUCUUAACAAGUGUGAUGAUCAAAGUUCUUUGUAUUUCACGCGUAUAUGUUGUAGGUAAGGUAUUCGCUGUUGCGAUUUCUGUUGUAUUAUUUUUUUUUUAAUUAAAUUUUAUUGUAGUAUUAUUACUAUGCUUACCAUAAAAGGUUAACUAUUAUUUAUAUUUAUGUAAUAAUUUUGUUGUACACUGAAUCUUAGCUGGAUUGCAGGAUAAUUCACUAAAUUUGACGUAUGUUAGUUGACAUUUACCAAAUCCGGUGCCUAACGACAACCCUUCGUGGAUGACAUACAGCAGAUAAAUGACAUUUCUCAAUAUAUUUGAUGUUUAUUUUAAUAGAUUGUUAAUAAUAAAGACCAAAUUAGUGAAUAGGCCAUCUGAUAUGCUAUGAAAUGUAAAUCAUAUCAAACAAGAUCUGUAAACUUUAUCUCGGAAAGUAAUCACCAUCUAAACCCCCCCCUCCCUCACUUCCAUGUCAUAAAAAAUUCGCAAUGCGAACAACCCUCAACCCUCCCUUACUGCCGAGGUAAUUCUUGAAUGACUUACUUAUCUUAGACUAAAAGAAAGAAUCUUGUACUCGGGCAAUAGGUAAUUACGGCUUUCUUUGGGCUCAUUUAGGGUUCAAUUACACGAGCAGCAACUGCUACCGACGCCUGCAGUCGACGGCAGUCGUCGACUGAAGUCAACGGCAGUCGACUGCAGUCGCUGAUGUCUCAGCGGCAGUCAACGGCAGUCGACUGCAGUCGUCGGUAGCAGUUGCUGCUCGUGUAAUUGACACUUUCACCCUUUGUAAAUUGAAAUAGGUACUGGCUAUUACAGGCUAUUCUUGCACUAUUUAAAAUAAAUACAUUUGAGAAGUCACAGUAAUUAUAUACAUACAGUUUAGUGUACAUCAGAAUUACGGUAACAGAUUUUUAUAAUUUUUUAGGUUAUUUUAGUGCCGAUCUUUACUACUUAUUAAACUUUGCCAGUGUCACCAUCUUCUGAUAAAAAUAUGCCAGUUCGCAUAUACGUGCAUGCAGACACGCACACAGAUGCACAUAAUAUGAAGACAGACCGCUAUUAAUAACCUAUAUCUGACAAAACACUUCAAACUCACACAUGAAUACUCGGCGUCAUUAUGGUGUUUCAGUUGUUUGACAGCGAGAUGCCGUCGGCUUAUUUUUUAUAUCUGUGUCAGAUAGCCAAUUAAACUCUGGCCGCUCAGAAAUUGUAUCAGACAGGUCGUAAUCGAAUGGGCGAUGUAACUUCCAACUGUACAAGGUUGUUGAACUGUACUGUUAUAAGGUUAUGCCAACUGUUUGUCUUUGUAAAAUGAUAAAAUAACGAGGCAGUUGUAAUUGAACAUGAUUGAAUAUAAACUCAAUUUCUGAGCGGCCGGACCUUAGAUAAUCAAAAGUUGGUGAAACUGGCCUGUAGAAUAUAAUAAAAUAAGAAAUGUAUGUAAAGGUCAGUUCACACAUGCAAUACUAGUGAUGCCUUUGGUUUGGCUGUGAAUUAACACGCUUGCUUUAACUGCGGCUUGUUUUAAUAUAUAUUAGGUGCACAUGUAAACUGAUCUUUAUCGUCUAAACGGUUUGUACUGACUUUAGGGUGCAUUCACACUAUACCAUGACUCAUUGAAGGUAUCGAUAAUUUGUUUCAAGACAAGAGGUGAAUCGGACAUUGGAUUCUUUUGAGAGAAGAUGAAUUGAAGAUAAUAAUUGUUUGGACUACUGAAUACAGUAUUAGGUUAAAAAGAUUUACUCAAUUCUUCCUACCUAGACAGAUGGCAAAAUCAUAUUUAAAUGGGACUGCAAACUCAUAGCACUGUAAAAUAACUAAAGUAUAGCUAUUUUAUGGUGCAUCGUCACACUGUUAUUUAUUAUCUGUACAGCGCUUUGCCUUUUUGAGUGGAUAUUUUUUUCAUUUUUUAUUUAUUAUUCUACAAAAAACAUUUAAAUUAAGCCUAACCAUAGUACAACACAAACCACAGUUGGUUCCACAUAAUGUUAUACAAUAUGAUAUGAUAUGAUAUGUUAUGUUAUAGUCUUCAGUAACAUAUGUAUAGUGUGAAUGCACCUUAAAAAAACCAGCUCGAUGUUAUUAUUAUCGUUUUAAACAAAUAUACUAUAGUUAAAAGGUUCUUCUUAAUUAAUUUUACUGUACAUACAUCACAUAAUUUAAAUGCAAUUAAUUUUAUCUUGACGAUAUUCAUUACAAAUUAUUUUUUUAUUUUUUUACACAACUAAAUUGAAAUUGUUGUUUUUUAUAUUAUUAAAUGGAUGUUGAGUAUUUUAUUAUUAUUAAUAUUUAUUGCAAUUUGUACGUGCCUAUUUUUGAAUUUUAUAUUACCUGUAUGGAUACCAAUUGUUGUUGUAAAAUAAUUUAAAAAAAAAAUGUUUAAUGUAUGACAACAGUUCGCUGGUACAUUCAAUUUAUUCUGCCCCUAUAGCCAAGUGACACGUCGAUUCUCUUUCUACGAUCGCAAACGCUUCGAAAACUAGAAAAAUGUAUGGGAAUGAAAUUUUAUGUCGACAGGUCACGUGAUCAAGAUCUGUCAUUGCCAUACAUUUUUAUAGUUUUCGAAACGUUUGCGAUUGUAGAAAGAGAAUCGACGUGCCACUUAGCUACAGGGGCGGGUAAUUGUUGAUUCAUAUCAAAUUUAUUAUGAACAAUAUUAAUUUCACAUAGUACGGUAGUGUUUGGGCCUCCAUUCCGUCUUGGUGACAAACAGCUUCCCAGAAGGAUAUGUUUUACAGCAGUAUUUGGUGUCAUAGGUAUCACAAUAAUAUUUUGUGCACUUUGGUGUUAGAUUGUUUACAUAUAUAGCUCUUGAACUGGCGUUUUUUCAGUAAGCAUACAUGUCGCUAACUAAACGUUUUACACAAUGCUAGCGCAGCGCUAAAACUUGAAACUGACAAUGUUUAGUCACAUAACAGUUCGGAAAGUAUUCAGGUCAAGUCUAUCCACGCACCACGUCUGUAGAUUUUCUUUCUACAAACGCUAACGUUUCGAAAAUUAAAAAAAAAUGUAUGGGAAUGACAUAUUCGAACGAUAACUUGAUCAUGUGAACUGUUUAUAAUGAAUGUCAUUCCCAUUUUUUUUUUAAUUUUCCUAGUUGGCUACAUGGCUACAUGCCCAGGGACAUGCUACAUAUCGAUUAUGUUUCUUCAAUUCGCUUCGAAAAUUAAAGAUAUGGAAAUGACAUAUCCGAUUCAUAAGUUGAUCAUGUAGUCUAUGAUCUGAAUAGAAACGACCUUCACCCAUCUGUUUACUGAAUGAAAAGUAUUUUCUAUCAAAUCAAUAAAGGACAAUGGCGAGAUUGCAUGUAUUUUGGGACUAGCUGAUAGAAGUAGCGUGCAUAAUGGAAACCUAUUAAUAAUUGUUUAUCGUGAUUAAACUAAGAAAUAAGUAAAUGGUAAGCAGUCUUAAAAAGCAGGGAAAAAAUGUAUACCUUAAAUUAGUAGGUACCCUAUUUAUAGAUAAAUGUGGAAAACACCACUGCUGACAUACAACUGCGUGAUUGCUUCAUAAAUACAAGGCGUUUUUGCAGACGAAAUUAUUUUGUUAAUAAAAUGCACUUUUUUUUCUUUUCAUUCCCGUUCUGUAAAAUCUCAAUUUUUUUUUACAGUUAUCUUAAAAAACAAUAGUUUUAAUCAAUACAAAUGUAUAAGUGUACGGUACUUCAGAGUGUGACUCCCACUUUCGCCAACCUCCUUUGGUUGCCUAAAAAAUUUUAAUCCAAGAUUGUUAUUAAUUAACAAUUUUUUAAAUAUAGCUUUUGUUAUUGAUAGGUCACAUUAGUAGAGAAUCCUGACACCCUAGAAGAUACUAAUAGAGAGAAUAUGACGAUACCAAUAUUUUUGAAGCGUUAGCGUUUGUAGAUGGAGAAUCGAUAUGUAACAUGGUUGGCUAGAGGCCUGGAUCUCAACGUUUUGCUAGCAUCGAGUUGUCAAGUACUACGAGUAUCUGAAUGCUUUCGUUGGAGAAACGCUAGUGUGUAGGGACUCUUAUGGUUGUUGUAACUGUUGUAAGUUGUAUAGUGUUUAGUUGUGCAAUCAAAUUUUGAAAAUAAAUAUUCGCUUUAGUUAUUGUAUGUUCUUGACAGUUUGUGUAGUGAUUUACUGAAAUAUCAAUCGGUUCCAAUUCUGUUAGGAGUCAUAUCUGCCUUACAAACACGGCCUUGUUUUUGAAUGGACUUCUAAAUUGUAGACCGCAAUAUAAGUCUGCUCGACUGGUGGCGCUCUUUAUGCUAUCUUUAACGCGAUCUCUUUUACCCGCCUAGAAAUGGAUAGAGAUAGACGACAAGAUGUCGGCAUUUAAUUGGUUCUUGAUUGUGGCCACGCGCAAACUUAUCGUGUGCGAGUUAACGAAGCUGAAAUAUAGCUUUCUCUUUCGUCCUAUCGCAACGAAUUAGAGAGUGAUAUUUUCGGUUCGGCGCUAUUGGUCGACCGUUUUGUCUUGUCCGAGAUAUGUUGUGAGACGCAUGUUAGGACUACUGGAAGAAGAUUUUAUUCUAAAGUCUACUAUGGGUUGCCAGGCGUAAAACGCUGCUAUGGGUUACAGUUGGACAUUGUUAGGACUCUCACGCAUUCGACGAUUGACAAGGAAAGCAUCGAGGAAAACCCAUUAUGAUGGUUUUUGUGUGGGAGUCAAAUGACAAGAGUUUGUGGGGAGAAAUGGCAACAUCUGUUGCUGUUACAUUUGUAGUUGUUGUUGUUGUAGAAGUUGCCAAGCUAAAAGAAUUGUAGUCUGGCUCUAUACCUAAAUGUCAGUCGUAAUCUGAUUUUGAUACUGGCAACACUAAAUCAACAGUAUUUUGCAAUUUGCCUAUUUUUAUUAGUAUUAUUUUAUUGUAUUUUUUAUUAUUACAAACAAAUUACACUAAUUUUCUAACAGUAGCGACCAAGGAUAGGGAUAUUUGCGUCGCCCGUGUGUACAUAGACAACCGACCAGAGACAAUCUUUUUUUUUAGAUAAGGCAUUAGAUGUUAAUUCAAUAAAUCGGUAGAUAUGAUUUCAUUAAAUAGAUUGUAGUAGGUACCAUAAUAGAUAUUGAAAUAAAAACAUCAAAAUGUACAAUUUAAAAUCUUAAAUCUGAAAUUGUUAUCACUGGACAUCGGAUUAUAUGCACCUACUAUUAAAAUGCCAAAAUAUGCACUAAAAAGGCAGACAUAUGCACAGUAAAAAACCAUUUAAGUACGUCUAUUUUAACAUCAUAUACUCAGAGGCACAAUUAUCCGCCCACUUUAAUAUGACGCGAGUAUAUUAAAGUGGGCAGUUAAUUGUGCCUCUGAAUAUAUUUAAGUGUUUUGCAAUACUAGCAAUGUAUAAAACAUCUAAUGUUAGCUGGUUGAAUGGAUUGCAAUGGCGUCUGAUCUGUCAAAUGUUUAACUACUUCUACUAUAGUCUGGCGAGUUCGUUGAUGACACUCCCAUGAUAUGCGGGUGACGGGGGGAAAUACUGUGCGGGUGUGAAAUCGUGCGUGCGGUAAGUGAGGUGCAUCAGUCGUGGGUUUUUCAAUCGCUACACACCCCUCGGCCCGCGCGGACCAUCGGGAGUGUUACGAACGAAGUUGCCAAGCUUUAUGGCUUUGAAAUUCUCAGCAUAAAAUAAUACAGAUUGUACUCACGAUGGUGCUUUAAAAUCAUCAACACAAGUAUGACCUAUUACUACUAAAGUAAGCACUGUCAAUGAAAAAGUACCAAAAUAUGCAAUAAAACUCUUAUUAAUAGUUUUAUAUGCCCCUGCAUAUGCAUAUAAUCCGAUGUCUAGUCAUCACUUAAUAUCUUGAUGACAUUGAUAAUAAUAAAACAUCACCAAAGAUACUAAAUUAUUGUAAUACUCGGAAAGAAAUAAAAUUAUCACUUUGGA
This is a messenger RNA of Bicyclus anynana (squinting bush brown), 9881 nucleotides long. RefSeq names its product ras-related protein Rab-30. The transcript is spliced from 4 exons. Gene Ontology annotation, cellular component: trans-Golgi network. The record is from RefSeq and is a predicted model, not a curated record. Bases 357 to 962 code for a protein of 201 amino acids. NCBI's taxonomy places the organism in Eukaryota, Metazoa, Arthropoda, Insecta, Lepidoptera, Nymphalidae. Gene Ontology annotation, molecular function: GTP binding; GTPase activity.